Molecule: messenger RNA, 440 nt
Organism: Neltuma alba
Lineage: Eukaryota; Viridiplantae; Streptophyta; Magnoliopsida; Fabales; Fabaceae
Product: TMV resistance protein N-like
Exons: 2
Coding region: 1-351 (116 amino acids)
Biological process (GO): defense response
Source: RefSeq, a predicted model, not a curated record
AUGUUGGAGAAGUAUAAAAGAAUCCCUGAAAGAACUAUCCAUGAGGUUCUCAAGAUAAGCUAUGAUUGCUUACAAGAUGGUGCUAAGCGUGUUUUCCUAGACAUUGCUUGUUUCUUUAAAAGGAAGACAUUAGAAUUCAUUGAAGACGUACUAGAAGCCUGUGAUGAUGGGGCAAGGUUUUACAUCGAAAUUCUUGUUGAUAAAUCCUUGAUAACUAUUGAUGAAGUUAACAAUCGCCUGUACAUGCAUGAUCUAAUACAACAAAUGGCGAAAGAGAUUGUUAGACAAGAGGCACCAUCAAAUCCUGGUCAAUGCAGUAGAUUAUGGGAAGCGAUAAUAUUGAAGGAAUAAUACUUGAUCCACCAUAUCAAGAAGAAGUGGUGUGGGACGGUAUAGCUUUUGAGAAGAUGAAUAAUCUCAAGAUUCUCAUCAUUCGAAAU